Molecule: messenger RNA, 3269 nt
Organism: Panicum hallii
Lineage: Eukaryota; Viridiplantae; Streptophyta; Magnoliopsida; Poales; Poaceae
Exons: 6
Coding region: 699-2795 (698 amino acids)
Source: RefSeq, a predicted model, not a curated record
UGUCUGUCCAACAAACCAACCGUGAUUCAUCCGAGUUGUAGCGUACCAAAUCCUAUAAAACCCACGAAUAUAUCCGUAAUCCUCUGAAAAAAAUUCUUUUUGUUCGCUUCCGCUUCCCUGCCCCCUCCCACCCCGCACCGCAGCCGCCGAAUUCGCCGAGGGCAACGCAAGCGACUCGCCGGGAGCAACCGCCAAUCCGACGACGCAACCAAUCUCGCCGCCGCCGUCUUCAUCCUCCCGCACAAAUUUUCUUCCUUGAUUUCUCGGGGAGUUAAUCCGAGCCCACGCGGAGGCGCCCGUCGUGCGGUGCGAGUGCCACGGCGCCCUAAUCUAAAGACCUAGGCCUCUGGAAGGUGGGGGGUUUAAUCCUCGCGGAGGGUUUCUUCCGCCGCGCCGCCGCCGCAAUUUGCUGCGCCUCGCCAUCGGCGGCCUCGCCGCCCGCCCGGCGACCGACGGGGCGCGGCAAGCCGGGCCCUCCUUCCUCCCGCCAGAGCCGUCUCUCGUCGGGAGGCGACUCCUCGCCCUCCUCCCCACCCCAGCGCGCAGGAGCAAUCCACGCCAGAAGCGGGCCGGUGCAGUUUUUCUUGCCCGGCAAUUUUGGGGGUUCAACUGAACCCCCCAUGCCCUACGGCAGGUCCACCCCUGGCCCGGCCUCCCAACCGCGGCCGGUGGGUGGACGUUGAGUGGUGCCUGCUGCCAUGGAGCAGGACACACCCACGUUGAAGCCGGAAUGGCUGCAGAAAGACAGGGCAGCAGGCGCCGCAAACAUCUGGGCUACAGCUUCCUCCCGCUCAGAUUAUCAUCAAGGUACAGGUGGUUCAUCAAGAAACCAUUCAUCUGGACAUGACCAUGACCCUAGUUCCCGGCAGUCUUCAUCACGGAGAAGUUCAGGCUUGAAUGGAUCUCGGAGGCCUGAGCGAGAUGCAAUGGGGAAGUCAAGGGGCUAUGCCAAUUUCGGGAGGAACAGGGACAAGGAUCGGGAGAGGGACUCUGAUUCCCAUGACAGGGAGAGUAGGUCAACCAUUGCAGAUCGUCACGAUUUCAAGUCCUUUGGCACAUGCAGAUCUGAAAGGGAUAGGAUGAAUCGUGCCCGCUCGAAGGCAGACACAUGGAGUAAGGGAGUAGUUAACAUGAAUAAUGGUAGUGCCUCUAGAAAUACUGCAGUUAGUUCUUCUACAAGCAAUGACAAAAGCAAUACUAUUGCUAGUACUGGAACUGUUGUUAACUCUAUAAGCAAUGCUGCUGUGGGGACCUCUAUAAGCAAUGCUGCUGUUGGGACCUCAGUAACCAAUGCUUCCGUCAGUAACGUCUUAAGCAAUGGCAGCAAUGCUUCUAGCAUAACCUUUGAGCGAGAAUUCCCACAGCUUAGUUUGGAUGACAAAAAUGGAAGGCAAGGCAUUAGCAAAGUCCCAUCUCCUGGUAUCAGCACUCCAAUUCAGAAUGUACCUCUGAUAACUCCAUCUGAUGGCUGGAACUCUGUGCUAGCAGAUCUUCCUUUAUCAAGUGAUGUAAAGAAAAGCCCAGCCACAUCUUCUAUAUUACAAAUCGCUCCUAGUAAACAGACUGAAGUGAUGCCAAACAAUGGGACUGCAUUAAGCAUGGCAGAGACAGUGAUGCAAGCUCCUCCAAGAAUUUCCAGUGGCCCUCAGUUAUCGAUUGAGGCUCAGAAGAUUGAAGAAAGAACCUUAAGGCAGUAUACUCUAAGGCCUCUUACACCCCCAGCAACCAAAUCUUCUGUGCUUAGUUCUUCGAAAACAAAAGGAACAAGACUUGGAGAUCCUACUGGUUCUAGUAAGACUGUACAACAAUUAAAAGCACAGUCUGCCAACAGUUCUAUUAGAGCUCCAGUUAAAGCUGAUAUUUCAAAGCUCUCUCAGUCAGGAAGCUUCCAAGUCCUCAGUCGAGAGCAAAACGGUACUGCACACACCGGCAAAGACUGCCUUAUCAAACCUGUGAGUCCUCCUUCAACUCCUUUGGUUGCAAUGGAUACACAGAAAAAGCCAGUUGUGAGCCAAAAGUUGAAGAUUGGCAUCAAUGAGCGUCCUCUGCCCCUGCAAGGUCCAUGUGGCGACAGAAAAUCAAAUGUAAGAGACAAGCAUAGAUUCUUUGAGGCGUUACGGACCAAGUCUUCAAAUGGUUCCAGCAUAGCUUUAGAGUCAGAGAGUCAGCCAUCUCCAUCCAGCUUAGUUGAUGUGAAGCAGGAUUCUUCUCUUAGUCUUGGAAAUGAUUUCUCCUUGUUCCAUUCUGAAACGAAAUGCACGGAGCAUGGGAAGUGUUUCUGUGAAGAAGCAAAUUCUUCUGAGGGGUCCCAGAGGCACCUAUCUGAUACUGAGGAGAACAUUCCAUCCCUGAAACCAACUGUUGCAGAUGGAAUAUCUCAGCAGCUUCUAGAGCAAAGCAGAGAAGCUGACUUAUCAUCGGAGCCUGCUGACACAGGUGAUGAAGGAUUUCAGUCGUCACUGUCGGACAGCGCUGAAGGCAGUAUGCCCUCAACACCUGCAGAUUCUGAUGAUGGGUGGAAUAGAUCCCAGUCUGGCAAUGAGGAAGCUAGUUCAUUAUCUGAGGUUACCGAACCAGGUGAUGAGGACCAUCCAGCUGACAUUUCUCCUGAAGAUAAGCGUUUCAUGAUAUUGCUUGGCUGGAGAGAAGAUGAAAUAGUGCAAGUUGAACCUUUGGAUUUCAAUGAGAUUGCAGACACUGUAAAUGGCUGCGAGAAACUCAAGAAGAAACUUCAGUCUAUGGAGUCCAAUGAUAACAUCAAGAGUAUUCUCCACCUUAUUAACGGGCAGAGCUAAAUGAGAAGCUGCAGCAGCAUAAAGAGUACAGGGGCUAAAGACAAUGGGAACCUAGCAAAAUUCUUCAGAAGCUGGUAGCAGAGACCCCAAGAUAUCACAGUUGUUUGGAAAAUGCAAUGCCUACAGAUCUUCGAGCAGCAUUGGCCAUGUAAAGACGUUGAGAACAGAUGGGAAUCAUUUUUGGCAUGAGUUUUUGUCUUGGACUGUUAACAUGGCGAUAUCGUUUUCUUUCUUCUUCUUCUUUUUUUCUUUUGCUGCAUGUUCAACAGUUAGGGGCUUAGUGUUCACAGAUAGUUCUGACAGUUUUUUUGCACACUGAAAGGAGUUUGGGGUUUCGCCGCAUUUCCCCAGGAGUAGCUCAUGUAAGUCCGAUCCUGAACUCACAUGGCUGUGCUGCCCUAUGAAAGAAUAGGCUCUGUUCUAACAGGUCAUCAUUUGCUUGUUAUAUGAAAAGGUUAUUAAUCUGGAUCCAAA